AUGGCCGCGGGCAAGGUGCCGCCUGGCACGGCGACGGUCAGCGUGUUGGCGAAGACGCUUCAGGCGGACAGCAUGGCACCCAACAGGGUGCAGAACGCCAAGGAGCUGCGCAGGAUCUACGUCCAGAUCAUGCGUUCGCCGGACGGCACGGAGCCCCUGCCUCUCACGCUGCCGAAGUGCGUCGAGUGCUCCCACUGCGGGUGGCCCGUGGACCCGCGGCAGUCGCGCGUGGCCACCCGCAAGACCUACCUGCGCGCCGGCGUCGAGCGCGGCCCGCGGGAGCCCCGUCAGGACAGGGGCGACGCGGAGGCAGACGGAGAAGGGGGAGAGGGGGACGACGCUGCGAGCGGGGACAGCCGAGACACGCAGGAGAGGCUGAUGGACCAGGUGGACACGCUGAUCGAGGAGAACGCGGAGCUGAAGCGCAGGGUCGAGGGUCUCGAGCACGAGAACCAGGAUCUCAAGACAGAGGUCGAGACGUUGAAAGAGCAGCUGGAGCAAGCAGAGGAGAAGAUCGACAUGCUCGAGACGGCGGAGCUUCGAUGGCGCCAGAAGCUCACCCAGGCCAAGGACGAAGUCGCCCGCCUCAAGCAGUCCCUCGAGCGCUCCGGCAUGGUCUCCGCCGAUCGCGAGACGGGCCUGGUCUGCACGAUCCAGGAGCUCCAGCGGCUCAGCCAGGAGUACAAGGCGUUCAGGCGACGUCGGGACUUCAUGCUCGACCGCGUCGGCGAGGACUACCUGCGCAGCGGGCAGCGGGAGGAGUUGCUGGCGCAGGUCGUCCGGCUUUGGCGCCCCGUGGCGGUGAAGUUGAGGUUCAGCCGCGAAUUGGAGGAGCUCGAGAUGCGGCGGCAGCGCGAAGUCAGUGAAUUGCAGCAGCAGCUCGGCGUUGAGUUCGUGCGUCGCCGUGCUCUCGAGGCGAACGUGGAGCGACUGGAGGGCAGACUCAAGGCGGCUGCGCAGCGGCUGCUCCAGAGGUCGCUGCAGUCCAAUGCGUUCCCGUCGGCAGAGAGCAACUGGUUCCGCGCCUGGGUGGGCCUCACGCCACUGCUUGCGAAGGAGACGGAGCUUGAGAUCUGCCAGGAGGACCUCGAGGACACGCAGAAGAAGCUGGAGGACAAGACGUCCGAGUGCCACAAGUUCGAGGACAACCUGGGACAGAUACGGUCCGAGCUCGAGGCCGAGCAGGAGCUGAGGCGGAAGGCGGACGAGGAGGUCGAGUUCCUGCAGUCGCUGGACAAGGGCAACUCGAGGGAGGCCGCGGCGGAGAAGGCCAGACUGGAGAAGGAGAAGGAGGAGAGAUGGGUCGCCCGCUUGGCCGAGGCCGAGCAGAACCUUGUGGACGCCCAGGCCAAGUGGGACGAGGAAAAAGACGAGUUCGAGUGCGAGAUCAAGGUGCUGGAGGGCAAGCUGCUCCUCGCGGAGUCGAUGGGCGGCGACGGCGGGGGCAGCGGCGGCGGGCCACAGAUCGACGAGGCGGCCUGCGUGGUGCCCCGCGGGCAGGGCGUGCUGUGCGUGGGGUGCCUCAAGCAGCUGGUGCACCGAACGGUGAAGCCGCUAUCUCCACGCUCGGCCAUGCGCGCGUCGCCCCAGAAGCUCGACGCAGCCCGGCGACGCUUCUUCGAGGAAGAGCUGAAGGGGGCGGCCAGCGGCGACGACGCUAUACACAGCUAUGUCUUCGAAGCCCGAAAGGACCCGUACACGGUCAGCAGGCUCACAUUCCUGCCCAAGACGCACACCGUGGCGCAGAUUCCCAUGGACAAGAGCCCCUCUUGCCCUGGAUUUGCGAACACGACCACAGGCGUCCAGGCGACUGCGAGAAGUCUGGCGUCCAUCGACGCGGUCCUCAAGAUGAUGAGCAAGAAUAAUACUUGUGCUGAGGACGGAAUCGUCGCGGAGAUGCUACAGGACAGCGGCGAGGUGAUGCUCGACACCAUUGCAAGCCUUAUCUGCGAUCUGUUGACUGGAAAAAGCCACGUGCCAGAGCGGUUCGGAGGCAUGUCUUUGCAAAUGAACGCAGACGAGUGCAACGUCCAGUGCGAUGGCAAGAGAGCGCCGCCGGACAAGAAGAUCGCUUUCGCAAAGGUGUCGUGCCCUGUGUGCUGCUGCGACAGAGGAUUCAAAGUCCUUGGAAUAAUGGUCACCAUGAGCGGGAAUACAAACGUGGAGUUCGAGGGCGACGCGCAGCUGCUGAAGAAGGUGGCCUCGCGCAUGGGCGACUUCGAAGCGCAGGUCUCGAGCCAACUGCAGGUCAUGUCCGCCGACAUAGAGAAGAAGAUCGCGUUCCUUGGGGCCCAGCAGCAUGGCAAGGGCGCGGCGGAGGGCGGGGCGAGCACCGAGAGUUUGGCUUUCGACCUCGACCAGGUCAAGUACGAUCUGGGGGAGCUGAAGGACAUCGUGGGCGCUACCAAAAACGACACCGCUUCGGUCAAGCGCAUCGUGCUCGCCAACGAGCGCGACAUGGAGGAUUUCACCGCCGCCAUGGACGCCGUCAACGUCGACCUCGACGAGAUGCGGGCGCGCGUGGACUCCACCCACUCCAUCAUCACCUCCCGGCAACGCGUCGAGAGCGCACUGUUCGACUUCACCUUCAUCACAGCAUACUUCCCUCCGAGAUCGCAGCGCGCCGCUACUGCCUCAAAGAACGAAGUCAUCAUCGACAAAAUGCUCAGCUAUCUGCACGACAUCGUCUCGAAUUUGCCGAACCGUACUUGCGUAUUCAUCGGCGCCGACCUGAACGACAGCCUCGCGCGCGCCAACUCGACAGAGGACGACGAUGCCACCAUGGGUGGCCAUGCAUACGGUCAGCAGCACUAUGCGGGCGAAACUUUCCGUACGUUCUUGAAAGACUACGCCCUGUGCGCGACGAACACGUACUACCCGUGCGGCCCUACUUAUCACGGCCUACGAGGGCACUCGAGCUACAUCGAUUACCUGGUGAUGCCGAUACGCUAUCUACCGCGAGUACGUCGCCAUGCCAUAGCUUACCGCCUGACCAAACGACUCCGAGCAUUUCCGUCUCAACGACUACUGGAUCACAUGAUGUUGUACAUCGAUGUGGACUGCACCCUAACAUGCGACAAACCUCAGACAACGCCGCAGUGGGACUACACACGCAUAUUCUUGGCCUGGAAAGAUGAACGAUACUCCGAAUGGGCGAAGCAGCUACGCGACGACAUUGAGUCUGACCUGUCUAACUACCUCAAUGAGAACGGCUACCGUGAUAUGGCAGACUGGGCUGCAAAACACGAUGGAGUCGGGAUGGCAAUUAUUGAUAUCGAAGAUACGCACACGACACGCUUGCUCUGCACCGCUGCAGCGCUGCCUGCAAAAAACCUCGACGCCGACUACGUGGCCUCCGAGACGAACAGCACUUUCGCGAACUACAGCAAGCUGAUGAGGCAGGACUGGAAGCAGAGGUCUGGCGAGCUUGUCGACGCCUUGCAGGCAAUGGAAAGGGCCCUGGCAAACGCUGCUACUUUGACCUCCCCGACGCCCGCCCGUCUGUUCAAACAUGGACUGAAGAUAUGGCACUUCCUGGCGCGGAAGCACGGCUACGCGCGUGCACGAUGGCGCUCAGCAGCGAUCACAGUCGGCUUAGCACUGCAGUGGCGCCCCACCAAGCAGCAGCGGAGCCGCAUCACCACGAAGCACGACAUGACGAACGCUUUCGCCUCGGUGAACCAUUCCCACCUCGACGACGCCGUGGACAAGGUAUACCUCCCCGGCGACUGUACGAUCAUGAAAGGCAGGCAUCGUCGAGCAGCAUGUGUGAUUAGCGACGGGAUUGACACUCAGGGAUACCAGAACACCGUAGGCUGCUUCAUGGGAGAUGCCGAUGCUGCGAUCAAGUUUCGCGUGGCCUUCAUGCAGCCCACCACUGAAUGGAAUGAUGCACUUACUACCGAUAUCAGCACGUCGAUGAUUGCGGGGUGCGAGUUUACAGGCACCAACGUCGACCUCAGCGUUCGCAAGUGCGCCGACGACCUCACCAAGACUCACAUGUGUCGCGAUGCACAGAUGGCGGCCUACAAAGUUCAACAAUCCGACCAGAUCCUGAAUGACAAGCUGCGCUCCAUCGGACUGCAGCAGAAUGCGGGGAAAAAGGCUCUUCUACCGACGUUUGUCGGCACUGGCGCUCACAGAUACGCGCGCGCCCUGCAUUAUCGCCAGAUACCAGUUGACGGCGAAGUUCAUUCCUCGACCCUGUUCUUAGGCUCCAUCAUGCAGGCUGACGGUCACAACCACGCCGAGGUCAAGGAACGUUGCAAGCUCACAUUGCGACGGAACACCUUCCCGAACCUCGCCCUCAUGUCGUGGAUGAGCUCACUGCCCAACGCUGGAGAGCACGCAGGCGCAGCCGCGGCAGAUGCGACACAGCCUGCUCACAAGUCCCGACGCCGCCAGCCCACCGGCCGUGGAAACCAACAGAGUGGGUCGAAGUCCAAGAUGGUGGACCUGCAGCCACUCGACCUGGAGGAGAUGGAACUGAAGGAUAUUCAGCGCAUGUUUCCCAUUGUCAUGAAGCUACUACUCAACGUUGCGAUGAGGCAACGCCAGACCGACGCCAUACUGAUCAAGACGUACCUCGUCUCACCUGGCACGAAAAGCGUCGUGGCGAUCAGAGCUCGAGUUCGCGCAUGGGUAAAAAGAGCCGAAGAGAUACGAAGUGCGGCGACGGCAACGCAGAUCGAUGCGGAGAUGGCGAAGAUCGGCACGAUCAGCACCGCAGCCUUCGCAGGUCUGCUCGAAGGUCUCCAUCAGGAAGGCGCGUCCGUCGGCGGCCUCAACCAACAGAACCUGACAGCGCUGGGCGAGAAGCUGAAGACCAUGGAUAUCAAGCAGAUCGUCGAGCUCGCCCCGCUCGUGAAGGCCGGCGACACGCGCGACGCCGCGCAGUGCAAGCUUCAGAUCAGCCUCAACCCCAAGAGCGACGUCGACCUCAGCGUGAUCCACGAAUCACUCAUCCAGACGGGAGCGAUCUACAAGCCAGGGCAGUACGCCGACUUCUACGCCAGCAGUUCAGGGCAUGGGAGUCUCACCUCAAGCAUCGAAGAGUGCACCCACCUCUACUGCAGUCGUUCAGGGCACGGACUGCCCACCUAUUGCACCUACGAGUGCGCCCUCAGCAGUGGUUCGGGGCAUGGGAAGCCCACGUCGAUCACCUACGAGGGUUACCCCUUCGAGUACCCGUACUGA
Prorocentrum cordatum is the source of this 5196-nucleotide messenger RNA. The record is from the annotation of a GenBank genome assembly. NCBI's taxonomy places the organism in Eukaryota, Dinophyceae, Prorocentrales, Prorocentraceae.